UAAAGUUUGGACUUUUUAUGUGCCUUUUCAUUCAUUUGUUUUUUAUUAAUGCUAAUAAUAGAACUUCUGGAGCUAGUUCAAUCAAUGCGCUCUUACCGAGGUUUUCUUGUGGACUGAUUCUGUCCAUUUUUUUGUUGUUUGUGAAUGAGAGAUCCAGGUUGCUCCGUUUUUUGAUCCGUUCCUGAUUUGUUCCUGGACUCGUUUGAAUCCAUUACAUUAUUAGAUCUUGAUCUGCCAGUUUGUGCUGCACAGUUCAAGGGUUUGGACUUCAGGAACUGCUAGCUCGUGCUGCAGUAUUUGGAGGAUCCGGUCUCGUAGUCCAAUCUCCGCGUGAGAGCUACGGGCACGCCGCGAUGGACUUCGAGUACGUCCCCGCGUCCCCCGGCAGCAGCAGGUGGGCGGGCGAGUCAGCGGCGCGGCGGCGGCAGCGCCGACUCUCUUCGCCGUCGUUGAGGACCUACCUCACGCCGGCCUUUGACGCCGUGGCCGGUGGGGACGGCGGCGUGUCUGGGUACACUUCAUCGUCGUCUUCCGGCGGUCUCGAACUCGGGUUCGACGCCUCGCUCCUCCGCUACCGCCGCUCCUGCUUCGCCGCCUCCGCGGACCUCGACAGCCGCGUCCUCCUCUACUCCCCGCAGUCGGCGCCGCCGCCGCCGCAGAUGAGGGCGGGGUACCUGGUAGCGGAUGAUGGGGUUUGGGCACCUGGCGGUGGCCACUACGGCUCCAAACAUGAGGCUGGGCGGCUUACUGGCGCACCAGGUUUUCAGGAUUCAGAAAACCGCAUUUCUUUUGUCUCCGCGCCACAGACAAGUAGCAAUCUUCCUACUACAGUUCUCGGCGCCUCCACCUUGGCCAAGCUUCCUGCUGAACUCCAGUUGCCAGAGGGCAGCAUCGUAGCGACCAAUGCAGAGCUCCCAACGCCAGGACCAGACGCUACGCCUUCAGCUCUCAAGUCAUCUGCUGAUCCAGAACCUUCAGUGGAGGGCGAUGAAAUCAUUGAAGCUCUCUACGGUGACAGUGGUCGUCGCAGGCUGCCCAUUUUCAGGGAGAUCUGUCCAGAAUGAGUGUCAGCCUCAGCAUGCUGAACAUUGCUGAUGGAUGCAUUUCGGCUCUAGCUGUAUAUUCUGUUUAUCUAUCUUGUACCCAUAGUCUUGGUAGCUGGAGGAUUAUUUCUAGUUUGCUAAAGGAGAAUCUCUCUUCUAUUGAUCUCUUCAUUAAGUGAGAAAGCUAUGAUAUACAUUACUUGAGUAAGCCGGCAAUUGGCCCGUUUUGCUUGCCGUUGGUUGGAGGUGAACCUUAGCAUAUAUAUGAAUUUAGCCUUUUUUUGGCCCUGUGGAA
Molecule: messenger RNA, 1338 nt
Organism: Sorghum bicolor (sorghum)
Lineage: Eukaryota; Viridiplantae; Streptophyta; Magnoliopsida; Poales; Poaceae
Exons: 3
Coding region: 354-1064 (236 amino acids)
Source: RefSeq, a predicted model, not a curated record